CUCUGCAAAUAGAAAUAAAUACCCUAUCUUUCUCUCAAAUUCCGUAACGCACUCUCUCUCUCUCUCUCUCUGUCUCACACGUCUCAGUUUCGUCCUCGUCCUCGUCCUCGUCCUCGUCCUCGCUGUACCUCAUCGUCGUGUGACGUCAUUUGCCGGCGAUUAUGGGUCUCAAGUCUUUCAUUGAAGUCCACUCGGACUCUCAUUUCCCGAUCGAGAACCUCCCGUACGGCGUGUUCAAGCCCGAACCCGGUUCAGAGCCUCGGCCGGGCGUUGCAAUAGGCGAAUAUGUUUUGGACUUAUCGGUGAUAGCUUCGGCCGGUCUUUUCGACGGGCUGACUCUCAAGAACUCCGAUUGCUUCAAUCAGCCUAAUCUUAACAAGUUCCUGGGAAUGGGACGGACAGCAUGGAAGGAAGCUCGUGCAACAAUUCAAAAGCUGUUAUCAUUUAGUGAACCGGCAUUGCGCGACAAUGCAAUUCUGAGGCAAAAAUCACUUGUGCCAAUGGACAAGGUGCAAAUGCUUCUUCCUAUUGCAAUAGGAGACUACACAGACUUCUUUUCAUCGAUGCAUCAUGCAAAGAAUUGCGGUACUAUAUUUCGUGGACCAGAGAACCCAAUUCCAGCAAACUGGUUCCACCUUCCUAUUGCAUAUCAUGGACGAGCAUCAUCUAUUGUUAUUUCCGGCACUGAUAUUAUCAGACCAAAAGGUCAAGGUCAUCCAUCUGCCAAUUCGCCACCAUAUUUUGGACCUUCGCGAAAGCUAGACUUUGAGCUAGAAAUGGCUGCUGUAGUUGGUCCAGGAAAUGAAUUAGGAAAGCCUAUCAAUGUCAAUGAGGCUUCUGAUCAUAUCUUCGGACUUGUCUUGUUGAAUGACUGGAGUGCUAGAGAUAUUCAAGCGUGGGAAUAUGUGCCUCUUGGUCCUUUUCUUGGGAAGAGUUUUGGUACGACGAUAUCCCCAUGGAUUGUGACCUUAGAUGCUCUAGAACCCUUUGCUUGUGAUGCUCCCAAACAGAGCCCUUAUCCAUUGCCAUAUCUUGCCGAAAAGAUAUCCAAAAAUUUUGACAUUUCCUUGGAGGUUCUAAUUAAACCUGCUGGACAAAAGCAUUCAUCCAUUGUUACAAGGAGCAACUUCAACCACUUGUACUGGACAUUGACUCAACAACUUGCACAUCAUACUAUUAAUGGUUGCAACUUGAGGCCUGGCGAUCUCCUUGCGACUGGGACAAUCAGUGGACCUGAUCCAGAAUCUUAUGGAUGCUUACUAGAGUUAACAUGGAAUGGACAGAAACCACUAUCUUUGGGUGGAACAGAUCGUCAUUUUCUAGAAGAUGGAGAUGAAGUCACUUUUACCGGUUGUUGCAAGGGGAAUGGUUACAAUGUUGGAUUUGGAACGUGUUCUGGGAAGAUUCUUCCGGCACCACUUUGAUCAGCUACUGCAUAUGGUGACCUGAAUGUUCCUUAAUGCAUAUCCCGGAAGACGGUCUAGCAGUCUCGUAUUCCUUCCUAAGUUUAGCCCAUCCAAGUAGGUAGCAACUAAGGACUUAAAAGGUUUUUUUUUUCCUUCCCAGAAUUUGUUACUACAAGUUGAUAUGUCCUUGUGCUAUGUAAAUCACAAUUGCUCCAGUUUAAGUACUUAUUUCUAUCAAUAAUGACAUGUUAAUAGCACUGAA
Messenger RNA from Cornus florida, 1668 nucleotides. Its product is annotated as fumarylacetoacetase. The record is from RefSeq and is a predicted model, not a curated record. Gene Ontology annotation, biological process: L-tyrosine catabolic process; homogentisate catabolic process; L-phenylalanine catabolic process. Gene Ontology annotation, molecular function: fumarylacetoacetase activity. The transcript is spliced from 14 exons. Lineage: Eukaryota; Viridiplantae; Streptophyta; Magnoliopsida; Cornales; Cornaceae. Bases 162 to 1424 code for a protein of 420 amino acids.